This is a messenger RNA of Pelobates cultripes (western spadefoot toad), 14024 nucleotides long. The record is from the annotation of a GenBank genome assembly. Lineage: Eukaryota; Metazoa; Chordata; Amphibia; Anura; Pelobatidae.
CUCCCCGCGGUGUGACGUGCUGGCGCACGCGCGGCUCUGUCCCCGCCCCCCGGGCAGUUCCCGUAGUGUGGUUGCGGAGGCCAGGAUGGCGGUCAGGCGUGUUCCGUGGCUGCUCCUUGUUACCGGCUUCCUGGCCGCGGUGCUCAGCGGGGUGUCGGCGGACGGCAGCGGCCUGCCCAGCAAGAAGCUGAGGAUGCAGUACACCGCCGGCCCGCUGCUCAAAUUCCAGAUCUGGUGGGUGAGGCCGGGAGCCACCAUCACCACCACCUGCAGCCAGCCAGCCAGCCAGCCCGGGCCUAGCCACGGGGUCAGGGGUGGGCUAUAUUAAAGGCCGGACUGGGGGUCCCUGGCACCAUCACAUCAUAUAUCAUUAUAUCAUAUCACACUAUAUUACAUUACAGAUACAGUGCAGCCCUGGCAGUGGGUUUAGGGGGCAGGUUGCAGUGGAGCCCUGGCUGUGGGUUUAGGGGGCAGGUUGCAGUGGAGCCCUGGCUGUGGGUUUAGGGGGCAGGUUGCUGUGGAGCCCUGGCUGUGGGUUUAGGGGGCAGGUUGCUGUGGAGCCCUGGCUGUGGGUUUAGGGGGCAGGUUGCUGUGGAGCCCUGGCUGUGGGUUUAGGGGGCAGGUUGCUGUGGAGCCCUGGCUGUGGGUUUAGGGGGCAGGUUGCAGUGGAGCCCUGGCAGUGGGUUUAGGGGGCAGGUUGCAGUGGGAGCCCGGGCUGUGGGUUUAGGGGGGCAGGCCGCUGCAGCCCUGGUUGUGCCUAGGGGGCAGGUUGCCGUGGGAGCCCCUGGCUGUGGGUUUAGGGGGCAGGUUGCUGUGGAGCCCUUGGCUGUGGGUUUGUGGGCAGGUUGCUGUGAGCCCCUGGCUGUGGGGUUUAGGGGCAGGUUGCUGUGAACCCUUGGCUGUGGGUUUAGGGGCAGGCUGCUGUGGGAGCCCUGGCUGGUUUAGGGGCAGGCUGCAGGAGCCCUGGCUGUGAGUUUAGGGGCAGGUUGCAGUGGAGCCUGGCUGUGGGUUUAGGGGGCAGGUUGCAGUGGAGCCCUGGCUGUGGGUUUAGGGGGCAGGUUGCAGUGGAGCCCUGGCUGUGGGUUUAGGGGGCAGGUUGCAGUGGAGCCCUGGCUGUGGGUUUAGGGGGCAGGUUGCAGUGGAGCCCUGGCUGUGGGUUUAGGGGGCAGGCUGCAGUGGAGCCCUGGCUGUGGGUUUAGGGGGCAGGCUGCAGUGGAGCCCUGGCUGUGGGUUUAGGGGGCAGGUUGCAGUGGAGCCCUGGCUGUGGGUUUAGGGGGCAGGUUGCAGUGGAGCCCUGGCUGUGGGUUUAGGGGGCAGGUUGCAGUGGAGCCCUGGCUGUGGGUUUAGGGGGCAGGUUGCAGUGGAGCCCUGGCUGUGGGUUUAGGGGGCAGGUUGCAGUGGAGCCCUGGCUGUGGGUUUAGGGGGCAGGUUGGAGUGGAGCCCUGGCAGUGGGUUUAGGGGGCAGCUUGCAGUGGAGCCCUGGCUGUGGGUUUAGGGGGCAGGUUGCAGUGGAGCCCUGGCUGUGGGUUUAGGGGGCAGGUUGCAGUGGAGCCCUGGCUGUGGGUUUAGGGGGCAGGUUGCAGUGGAGCCCUGGCUGUGGGUUUAGGGGGCAGGUUGCAGUGGAGCCCUGGCUGUGGGUUUAGGGGGCAGGCUGCAGUGGAGCCCUGGCUGUGGGUUUAGGGGGCAGGCUGCAGUGGUGCCCUGGCUGUGGGUUUAGGGGGCAGGUUGCAGUGGAGCCCUGGCUGUGGGUUUAGGGGGCAGGUUGCAGUGGAGCCCUGGCUGUGGGUUUAGGGGGCAGCUUGCAGUGGAGCCCUGGCUGUGGGUUUAGGGGGCAGGUUGCAGUGGAGCCCUGGCUGUGGGUUUAGGGGGCAGGUUGCAGUGGAGCCCUGGCUGUGGAUUCAGGGGGCAGGUUGCAGUGGAGCUCUGGCCCAGUGGUUUCUACAUGUUACAAUGCAAGUAUUUGGCUUGCACGGCAUAAUGCAUGUUAUAGUGUUACUGUGUUAAAAUCUACUGAACUACUAGGCUGGGUCAAGUCAUUUAUACUAAAGCAGGGUAAGGUAACAGUAGUUUUGUGUGGAAUAAACCAACAAUGUAGAAGCGAUACCUUGUAAUCAGUAGCUAAAUGGGGAUUUCUUGUAAGCUUUCAGAACACUAAUGUGCAUCUACCCCCUUAAACCUGCCUUCCUUCUUCCUAUUAUUUCCUCUUAUCUUUCAGAAUGUUAUUCAUUUCUGAUCUAUUUCUUUUUAAAACAUAAUACAAAUACUACUUUGUCUUCUGUAUUUUUUCCUACUUUCUUGACACAAAAUCCACUAUCUUGACAAAGGAGGUGGGGCUUGUCUUAUGCCUUAAGUUUUUUUAAAAAUUGUAAAGUGUGUGUGUUUAUAUAUGUUGUGUGUACAUAUACACACAUAUACUGUAUACAUAAGAGGGGGGUGGUUAAGGUAUCAAAGCUUCAAUUUAUACAAUAAACUUUCUUCCCUGAAGAUUUUUGCUGUAUAAACUGUUCUAUUGCGUAUAUUACAAUGUAUUUACUGCAUCAUUGUGUAAUACCUGCUAAAUGUUGCUCUACGUCACAGCUUUUUGGCAUUAAAGUGUAAGUAUAUGUAAUCAUUCAUACCAUAUGCAGAUGCUCAGACUUCCUUUUCUAUGUUGCAAAGUCAUGUCAUGCGACAUGCAUGUAAACUGUGUGCUUUUUGAUAAAGAAGCCUUUGUGCAUCUAAGUGAUGUUGAUAGCCCCCACUUUGUUCAUUGUUGGGAUGUAUUGUGCUGGGGCAGGGAGAUGGAUGUGUUUUGAUCAGGGACUUGUAGGCCUGUUUCAUUGUUUCAUUUCCCUUUCACCCACUGUGCUAUUCCUGCUUUGACCAAAGGUCACAAUUUCUGAGGCCUCCAGUCACUGCAGUCCAUUUAAAAAAAAAAAUAAUUUUUCUUUUCUAUAAUCCCUAAACAUAGAACAUCUUAUUUUAUGGUAUGCUACUAGCUUCAAAUUCCCUUGUUAUAUAUUAUGUAUUGAUAUGACAUUACAUAAUAUUCAAUUACUUAAAGUGAGCUAGAGAAUGGAAAUGGCACACCCCAUAACUAAUUUUUACUUGGCUUCUUAGUUGCCGUUUGUGACCGUAUUAAGAUGAUGGUUGCUGUCAGAAACUUCCCUUUUUUUUUUUUUUUUGUCCCUUGGGUAAUUUUCCAUCCGUCAUUGUGUACCUUUUUCUCAUGACAUGAAAAUGGAUUUGUGGCAAAUAUGACUGCAUAAAGAGGCCUUGUAUAGUAGACCGCACCUGUCAAUUAAGUCUGCUGCGAAGCUUAGCUUUAGUGUGUCUUAAUAAUGUCAUAUCAGUUCACACUAGUUUAGAUCUUGAUUAUUCCUGCUCUUGCUGGUCAGUGCUGUUUACAAUAUUGUUUAGCUUGGUGCCAUAAAAGGUGAAUUUUAAUCUUGACUAUCAGUUAUCUGCUGUGCUUGUCUGUUUAGGCAGUGAGCGUGUGACAUACAAAUUCCUUUUCUGUAUUGCAGACUCAAGUACGAUUUAAAAAAAUAUUAAAUUUUUUUUUUAUUUCUGCCGUUAUAUAAUUGUUCCUGGCCUUAGUGAGCACAAUACUUGGCUUAUCUAAAGUUUGUGUAAUUUUCGUAUUCAUCUGUGUUUCCAGAAGAUUUAACUGCGUGCUAAAAUCAAAUUUUUUUUUUUUUCCCCCUCUAGUGUUUCCUGAGGGUACAGGCGGGUGUUUGAGGAGUACAUGCGGGUUAUAAGCCAGCGGUACCCAGACAUCCGCAUCGAGGGGGAGAAUUACCUUCCUCAACCCUUAUAUAGGUAAGUUUAAUGUUUUUUCAUUUAUAUGUGGUAUUAUGGGAUUUGCAAUCCAAACCACUAUCCUUAUGGUUCCAUCUAUUUUUUAUUUAUUUUUUGCAGGAGCAUGAAAUUGUUUUACCUGCGAUAAAAUGGCAUUAAAGGGACACUCCACUGCCCAAAUAUAAAAUCACUUUUUAGUGGAUAUACCUCAAAUGAAAGCUUACAUGCAUUUAAUAAUGCAUUUUUUUUUCGUUAUGGGUAUAUCUAAAAACAGGUUGAAAUAAAUGCUUGAAAGCCAGGGGGUGUAAUAUAAUAAUGUUAUAAAAUUGUUAAUUGCUGUUAGAAUCUGCACUUUUUUUAGAAUAAAAAUAAAUGUCACACUCUUCACACACAAGUCUUUUCAGCAAGCUAAAGUUCAGUGUUUAACCAUUUUUGAAUAGUUUAACACUGAAUGAGGGUCCCUGACCACCCACAGCCUGGCCCCUACUUGAAGCAUUGUGUGUCCCUUGAAUGCUCUUAAAUUCUCUGGGUAAAUAUAGUACAGAUCCAUAAGGUCCACCCUCCUGUGUGGGGAAACAUUGGUUCUUUUGUAAAGUAAUAGUUUCGUGUUUUAACAACUAAAAUGUGAGCACGAACACUAGCGCAAUUGCUACAUUUACAUGGAAUGCACAGCAGGUAGAGAAAUGAGACUGGAAGAUAGAUGACAAGGCGUGUUUUGGUGGGUGACAGUCACUCUGCUUGCUCAUUGUAACUUUGUUAGGCUGUCAUUGUUCCUAGAAUCCCGCUUCUGGAUAAGUAAACUGAAAUGUAUCUGGAGCUAAAAUAUCAGCCAUCCCCAAAUCUAGUGUAAUUUUCUAAGUUGACUAGCCUUCAAUUCUAUUAAUAAAUAAAUAACCAAAAAACUUGCAUGUGUAAAUAUGUUAAUAUGUACAUGAUUACAUUUAACACAAGACUUAUAUAAUCUACAAAAUAUUGAAAAAAGACAUGGUGUUUUGUUAUGAUGCUUUACUCCGAAUACAUCCUUUCUCCUUGGUUAACAUUAAGGGGAAGCUUGCUGCCUUAUCUAAGCUGAUGUAGUCCAUUUCCUGCUGCAAUGCUUAAUAUAUCUUUAUUAGAUGAAGUAACCUUAACUUUAAAUAAAUACUCUGGAUGUUGCUCCAGGCUGCAGUUGUGCACCCACCCCUUAGCUAAUGCAUUAUGGAGACCAUCCACUAAAACACAUUUUUUAAAAUCUUGUCUUUUGCUGUAAGUCUUUACCUUCUCCAUGACUAGAAAGUACUUUUUUUACACUGUUGAUUGCAUCACUUCUUAUUUAUGUAAGCAGUUUAUCUAACAGUUAGAAUGAGCUCUGUUCCCCUUUUAAGGGAACAGCCAAGGUCUUACUGAAGCAUUUGAGGAAGUAUGUUUGUCCAGUCCAAAAUCUCUCAUAAACACAUAGACAAGCAUUAAGGACUUAUGGCUCAUGCACAGCAGUCUCCAAUCUCACACAGUCCAGUUCCUUGAAGCCAAUAUGUCCUUAUGAGAAGCUUUAGUUGUGUCUUAGCAUCUUCAUUUCAUCAUAACGCCAAAUGUGCAUAAUUUAAACUUUCAAACGUUUUAAGUAGGGAGGGCCUUUAGUGGUACUCAGUCUGAUGGCCACUAUAUGCGUGUUCUUUGACUCAUGUAAACCUUCAUCUGAAACGCCAAUAUUUUACAUUAUCGAGUAAAGGGACUGCGUCUAUGCACCAAAACAACUAAAUUAAUGUUACAUUUCUAAAGUGUACUGCUGUGUAAUCGUCAAGUAAAAUAUAAUCUAGACUGACGUGUAUAAAUUGGGGACAAUGUGGUAGUUCUUUAAGCUAUAACUGCUCAUUUUUUACUUUUUUUUUUUUUUUUAAAUCUAAUUUGUAAACCUCUCCUUUUCUUAGACAUAUUGCAUCCUUCCUGUCCGUCUUCAAAUUAGUAUUAAUAGGUUUAAUAGUUGUUGGAAAAGACCCAUUUGCAUUUUUUGGCAUGCAAGCUCCAAGUCUAUGGCAGUGGGGACAAGAAAAUAAGGUAUUUGAGCUCACGUCUGUAUUUUUCAUUUAUUUUCUUUAAAUAUUGCUGCUGUUCUCCCAUUAUUUAUAUGUCUCUGCCUAUUGUAUAAUCCUGAAAUGGUCAGUGAGAUGCCAAUGCUAAUUAAAGUGACAGUGUUUUGCAAGUACCAUCUUCAGGUAAUGGUCAACUUGCCUGGUGGGUGCUUGGGUAAAAGAGCUAUACAUGAGGGACUGUCAAUUCCAGAGAAGUGUCAGUUCCUCAGUAAAUGCUAUUUUAUUAAGUGGGGUGAAUACAGCAGUGGAGGUAAGUAAAAAGAAAAAUGCUACUCUUUUAUGUUCGUUCAUCUUCCCCAAUCUGUCACCUUGAGCAUGCUUGUGCUCUGACAUCUAAACAUGAAAUUCCAUAUGCAAAUAUGAACACUUGACUUAUUCAGUGAUGUACGGUCAUAUGUCCUGUGCAUAAGGCACUGCAGGGUUAACUAAUUUACAUGCAUUGCCUAACAAAGUGUCUGAACUAAAAAUGUUUUGUUUUUUUUAAAUGUUAUUUAUUUAAAAAGCUUGGUUGGGAAGUUGCAGUUCCCCUUUAACCCCUUAAGGACCAAACUUCUGGAAUAAAAGGGAAUCAUGACAUGUCACACAUGUCAUGUGUCCUUAAGGGGUUAAAGCACAUCCUUGGCCCUGUUAUUUUUACAAUCUUCACCUCCUGGUUUACUACCAUUUGCAUCAUCUUUAUAUUCUCACCCAUUCAAAAGACCUCAAACACAGGUCUAGGGAAGACAGUCAGACCCCAAAUAUCAUCAUACACACACAAUGGUAUUUACUUACACUUGUAGAUGUAUUUUCUUGUCAUCUCAUGGAAAACUGCCAUGUAAGGUAAAAAUACAGAGCUCUGCCUUUUGACAUAAUCUCAUUAGGCAAAUUAAUUGUAUCUUUUGAUAUAAGUGUAUGACUACUUUGGUUUAAAUUCCAUUAGCACAAAUUAUGCAGUCUCAUAAUAUUAUUUUAGAAUGUGUUUUUGUUAUUUAAUACAUGUAUCAGUGUUUCAGAGUUCUGGCACUUAUCAAGAUAUUAUAAAAAAAACAAAAAACCCCUAAUAAUAGUUGCAACAAAACAUGUUUAAUGUUCAUAAUUAGGCUAGUGCAAUAUAAUUAUACACUGGACAUAAUUGUCUUCAUGAUCGUAUUCUUCUUUGUAGCCAGUAUAUUUUUUACAAUGACUUAAAUCUACUAGUUACCGUGCACAAACAAAAUAAAUCCAUUUCCCAAUACAUUGCUUUAUGUUACAUCAUCUUGUAUCUGAGAAACACUCAUUAGCUACGGAACCAAACACAUCACCACUAAGCAACAGAUUAAGGUAAUGUGUGUGUGUGUGUGGAGCAGAAGUCUAACUGCACAGUUAAAAACUGUACAUCGUCAUUUAAUUGGUAAUGCGUGACAUUCAUAUUUUUAGUUUUAUUCCCCAUGUCCUUAUGUGGCUCCUUACUUUUAUUUUCCACCUCACUUCUUUGCAUACUGGGAUAUACUCCUGUUUUUCAUCUUCCCCAUACAAUGGGGGUUAGAUUUAAUGCGUUGUAAUCUAAAGUAUUAAAACUGAAGCAGAAACCAUGGGAACUAGCAGAUAGCAUUGGUGACUCCAACCCUCUUCGAUGUUUGCACCACUUUUCAGAACAGACAUUUUUUUUUUUUUAUAUAUAUAUAAUCGACAAUAUUUUUUAACUUUCCUUUUAAGAUGGUUCAUGGUAGCUGAUAUUCUGAUGGUUUGCCAGUAAAGAGCUCACACGUGGAAAACCUACAGAAUAUAGAAAUACACUUUGUCAAACAAUACAGUUUUAAGGUUUUUUUUUUUCUUGAAGUGGCUCUGUAACACCAGUCUCCUUCCCAACCCCCAAAAAAAUAUUAAAUAAAGAUAAAAUCUUUAUUUUCUCUCCACUUGACAAAAGGCAGAGAAGCUACUGCCCUCAAGCUUUGUCAAUUCCCCCAGCCGUUACUAGUGACACGGUAUUCUCUAUGGCGGCCUUGUGGUUUGCUGGAUACUCCAUACACAGUGGUGUUGUGCUCUUAGGCAUGAGCAUGAGUACAGCAAGGACAUGGCUCCUAAAAGAUAUGUACAAUUGUCUAAUAAUUUUUUUUUUUUUCCUAAUUUAUAUUCAACAGAAUUAUCUAAGAAAAUAAACGGGAAUAGAUAUAUUCUAUAUAAAGUCCUCAGGUCAGGUGCUGCCUGUUGAGAAAGGGGAGGAUAAAGGUUACUUUGUGAUAGGGAUUAUAAAUUCAGACAUAAGAAAAGUAGCCAUGCAUAGCAAGCUAACGUCUGUUCUGUUUGUAUUGCGGACUCUUAUGUAAAUUGGUUUAAUGAAGUAGUGUACAGAGUCAAUACAACUGCUGGGACAUGUGGAUGACCCUGCAAGAACAGUGGCAAUGUAGGUAACAUGGCAUGUAGUUGUGUAUUAAGCUUAAAUGAACAUUCCAAGCACUAUAACCACUACUGUGUACACCACAUUGUAUGGAGUCAAACAGUUUCUAGAACUCUAAUAGUGGAUCACUAUUUUUUUUUUUUUUUUUGAAGGUGGGGGGUGUGUCAGAAGGCAUUUUUUAAUUUUAUGCUAACCUUUAAAAGAGCUGCUUCAUUUUUUUAAAUCAUUUUAUUAUAUCAUCUGUCUACUUUUCAAGCAUUCUGAGGUUUACUCACAAAUACCCAAUAAGUAGUAUUUCAAAUGGUGCAUGAAAAAUUUAGGGGAAAAAUUAUUGCAAAUGUGCCACAAUUUCUGCAUGAAACGUGUUAAUAUUAUUUUUCCAUUUGUAAUUUUUUUGUCCAUAACACAAUUUAAAUAUUACUCUUAAACCAGGGGAAAAUAUCUCACACCACUAGUAUGCGUGUGUUUAUCCAAUAUAGGAUAUUUAUAUCCCCCCACCCCAACUUUUGUGUGUGUACUAUGGAUCAAUCCCUUAUUUGGCAAUCAUCAAAAUCAGACACCGUGUGCUUUAUAGGGUUUAGGGGAUAUUGCCCUUUUUUUCCAAGACACAACAGUAUAUAGCGCAGAGCUAAAAAUUUGUUUUGUGAAUGAAUCCGAGCUUACCCAUGAGGUUAUGCAGCAUAAAUGAUUUCUUACAUACAAAGGGAAGAAAGCAAGGGUGUAUAAUAGUGAAAUAUUGUUACAAUGAAAUGAGAAACAAUAUUAUACACACUUUUGUGUUUUUCCCUUUGUAUGUAUGAAAUCAUUUAUGCUGCAUAACCUCAUGGGUAAGCUCUGAUUCAUUCACACAGAAAUUUUUAGCUCUGCGCUAUAUACUGUUGUGUCUUGGGGGGGAAAAAAAGGGCAAUAUCCCCUAAACCCUAUAAAGCACAUUGUGUCUGUUCACUGUUGGAUUUCUGUGGGAUAGUAGGAGAACCCAUAGAGCGCUACAGUUGCUAAUAUAAUAUAACUUUUAAGUUACUCUUAAGCGCCCGCUUUCACACACAAUGAUAUCAAACUUAAUAAUCCAAAUCGGUUUACAAUGAAACCAGUGGCAGGCGUAGGGGGCACCCCUGGUGCCUCUCACAUGGAAGAGGGUGCGGCUGGGACCCAGUGCAUGCUAUCUUCGGUUUCCAGCAGAAUGUCUAGUACGUCGCAUGGAGAGUUAAAAAGAAGGGACCCAAUUGGCCAAAAGGUUAGAGUACUGAAGUUAAAACCUAUUUAAAAAAAAUAAAAAAUAAAUAUAUAUAUAUAUUCCUCCUGGGAAAGAAUAGCUGGAAUAGGGAUAUAUCUCAGUUGUGUCAAAUACUGAGAUUAUUCCUAAAAUAUCAUAUAGCCUAUUAAGAAGAAAUCAUAUUCUAUUUCUAUAGUUACAUAAACUUUAUAUUAAUUUCUAGGAAUUCAAUAGUUGUUCCAUCAAGAAAAAAGGGAGUCAUGUUAUAGGCACCUGUAGCAACUGGCUGCAGUGUGUUCUAAGUAAACGCAGCAAUUAACAAAUUAAGGUGCCAGAUAUAGUUAUGUAGGCACCCAGACCACUUCAGCUCAUUAAGGUGGUCUGGGUGCUGUGACCCUUUUGCAGAGAACUGCAAUGUUUACACUGCAGCUCUAAUUCUGCCCUCUGUGGCUGUCUACCAGACAGCCACUAGAGGGCUUCCGCUGGACAUCCUCAAGGACCUCCAGUGUCAGAUUUUCCCCUUAGGAAAGCAUUGAAUAAUGCUUUCUUAUGGGGAGGUCUAAAGCGCGCGGCCAUUGCCACGCAUGCGCAUUAGGUCUCCCCUGAUGGCAGGGGGAGGUGCGAGGUGCGAGGGGGCAGCCUGACGCACCGCUGACGGACAUUGGCGCUGGAUUCAGGUAAGUGGCUGAAGAGGAUUUAAGGGGGGCACUCCAGGAGCCUAAUAGUGCCAGGAAAACGAGUUUUUCUUGGCACUAUAGGAUGCCUUUAAUUGUAGCUUAAAACUGUUUGUUUUGUUUUAUUUGGGGGGAGUUAAAAACCUACUUUGCAGUACAGGAUUGUAUGUAUGUAAAUAUAUAUUUGGACGUGCAAUCUACAGGUUUCAUUCAGCCCAUUACCGAUGUGCUAAGGGGGGCUGGGCAGUCACACUGUUCUCUCAGUCCAGCUCCUCUAUAGCAUAUCAUUAAGGACAACAUCUGCAAAAAGCAGCUGCUGCCUUUUAGUGUCACUUCCUCAAAAAAUAUUUUUUAAUGUUCUUGAUGUAUAAAGGCAUUCUGAUUUGCUGUCUGUUUAAUGUGGCACUGUCACUUUGAGUUUAUUUUAUGUAGAUCCUAUAUUUAUGAAACUCUCAAUUGUUAAUAAUUUGUAAAAGUGACUUUCAUUUUGAAGGCUGUAGUAUCCUAACUGAAAGCAAUGCGGAGUUAGAGAUUUUCUUACAGCUCAGCUAGUUUGACCUUUAAUUGAAAAUCCCUCACUUCAUUUAACCCUGUGUGUUUGGAAAAUUCUUUGAAAUUCCAAAACAGACAGAAUAUAUAAAUCAGAGAUUGUAGAGAUUCCUUUGUCUCCGGCGUAGAUUAAUGGAGAAAUGCUGCAAAGGACAACUUUCUCCAACCACAUACUGUCAAGUUCCAUACAAUCAAUUAAGAUAGGCCUGUAUAUUGUGUGGGUACAGUUCUUACUAUUAUCUCCAUUUCUCGCAGUUGUUUGUUGGGUGUUAAGUCACAAAUAAAAUCCUAUUUUUUUUGUGACUGAUCUUUAAAAUUGAGUCUUUGAAUUGUCUUUCAGGUCUAUGCAUGCAUGAUGGUUUUCUUCCUGAGCAACAUGAUUGAGAACCAGUGUAUGUCCACAGGAGCCUUUGAAGUCACUUUGAAUGGUAAAUUUUACAUAUCUUUUUACUAGUGAUCGACCGAUAUUGGUUUUUUAGAACGAUACCAAUAAUCUGCGAACUUUCAGGCCGAUAACUUACUGAUACCAAUAUUCUGUACAUUUACAGUUUUGCAAAAAUAAAACUUUUCCACACAAAUCUACUGUUAACUGAUGUGGAUGGCUCUGGGUUUGUAUUUAGCUCCUAAAAGUGUGAGUGGAAAAUGUAUAUUCUCCUUUGUAUAAACCUACCUUUGUACCACAGUUUGCACUAUGUUUUGUUUUUUGCUCAUGUUUUUAGGGAAAUGCAUAUGAUUUAUAUGAGACAAGUCAAGGUAUUUUUUUAUUUUAUCUCUGCUCUCCAAUGCACGGAACAUUUUCUAUUUUUGGUUUUAACCAUAUAAAAUAUAGCGCCUUACCUUCACACUGGCUAAACUUUGUUGUUAACUGAACAUGUUUAUAUAUUUAUUUAUUUUUAUGAAGGUAAAUGCACAAAAUAGUCAGAAUUUUUGUGUGUGUAGUGGAUGCAGUGAGAGUGUUUGUGUAGUGGAUGCAGUGAGAGUGUUUGUGUAGUGGAUGCAGUGAGAGUGUUUGUGUAGUGGAUGCAGUGAGAGUGUUUGUGUAGUGGAUGCAGUGACAGUGUUUGUUUGUUUGUGUAGUGUGUGUAAAAGGGGAUGGGGGGGCUAUUUUAACAUUUGUAUUUUUUUACAUUUUGUUUUAGUCCCCUCUCCUUGCUUCUUACCAGGCCAGGGAGGGGGGAUACGGCAUUCCCUGGGGGCUCCGCUGUGGUCCCGGGGGGCCCAGCAGACUCUUGCCUUCCCUGCAGCUCCCCUGUCUAAGCCACGGGGCUUGCAAGAGUUAGUCAGGGGAGCUGAAGGGAGCUGCUGGGAAGGUAAGUAAGAGUGUGCUGGGCUCCCCAAGACUGCCGCGGGCCUCUCAGAACCUGAUGGCAGCCUUAGUCUGCAAUAUCGGUAUCUUUAUUGGCCGAUACCGAUAUUGCUGAAAAUACAGAAUAUCGGCCAGACAAUCGGUCGAUCCCCACUUUUUAGCCUGUGCUACAGUCCAUGAGAUUUGCAUUCAGACACUUUUUUUUCUUGUUAUAUUCCUUUCUGUUUCCUAAUAGUUAACACUUUUUUUUCCCCCCGAGAAAUCACAAGUGAACAGUUGUGUAGAUUGUACUCUUUGCAUCUUUCUCACCGUUAAACAUCGGCAUAGAAGUGCUGAAUUAUUAACUGCAUAGUAUUUAUUAACAAUUUGGUUUAUCUUGGCUUGUCAACUGGAUGAUUUUCUUUAAUAGUGGAUGGUUGCUGAUAUAUUUUUUUUUAUUUUUAUUUUUUUAAUCCCUCACUUUUAUAUAUUUGAGUCUCCUUUUCUGGGUGCAAUGAAAGAGAUGUAUGAAUAGAAGGUCUCAAAAUUUUGUCUGCAAAUAUUCACAACUUAAUGGGUACCUGUCAUGUCAAAAACAGUGGCUCUUUUUAAAAAGCUUCAAAUUUAUUCAAUGCAUUGUCUUAACCAUUGUGUUGCUUGCAAAUGUAUAGAUGGGGAGAAAAACCUAUUGAAAAUCUUGUUGAGCGAACUCCCUAGCAGGCACUGCCCUAUGUAAAUUAAAAGGUUUGUGGGUUUUAUUUGUGUCAGAACCCUUUACUUUAUACUGUGGUGAUGUGAUAAGGAGGGGGCAAACCACUGGUUGCUUCUCAUUGUGAUAUAGUAGAAAUUGCACUGCAGCUGUGGCUGCUCUAACCUUGUACAUUUAUUUUUUUUCCUGUCUCAAUGCAUUAUCCGUAUAAUUAUUAUAAUACAGCCCUGAUUUCAUUUGCCAGUUGUAUUCAGUCUAAUGGUUAUUUUUUAUCAUUUGUAGAUGUACCAGUGUGGUCAAAGCUAGAAUCUGGUCACCUCCCAUCAAUGCAGCAACUUGUCCAAAUUAUUGAUAAUGAGAUGAAGCUUAAUGUUCACAUGGAUGCAAUUCCCCAUCACCGUUCCUAGCCACAUUUUCCAGCACCUGACUUAUCUUGUAAGUAUCACGCAACUUGCACCAAAUGAAAAGUUUUGACAUAAUGGGCACGGUUUCUUUAAAUAUCAUUUGUUCUCUACUCUUUUUCAGACAUGAAGUGGACUUUUGCGGAGGUGUCGGUGAAGAUGGCAUUUAUGAAGGCUUGCCCUGAAGACAGAUGCUGUUAGUGCAAGCUGGAGGUCUUAUUGCUAUAUCUCUGAUCCCCUUGAAGUCCUUGAUGCAAGAUUGUCAUGGUGCUGCUGUCAUUCUAGAGAGUGUGUAAUAAUAUACUGUGGAGAUGCAUUUUAUUUUUAUUUUUACACCAUUACUUCAGAGAUUCCAUAGUCCACCUAAUGCUGGCAUUACAACUUUUGUUUCAUAAUCAUGUUUUACAGUAUUCGAAUAGUUCGAGCUAAUGUUUCUCCCAAGAUUUUGUCUUUCUGAAGUCUAAUUUUUAUAAACUGUUCUUUUUAUAGUUUAAAGUGAUGCUCUAAUAAAGGUAAUAACUCCACUUCCCCACUGUUACUCCUAAAUGUCUAAUUAUGUCACUGUUCUAUAUAAUAUAUUGCAGAUCGUUAAAGUAAGUUAUUAUAAAUUAUGAACAGAAUUGAAGGCAAAUUGAAUGCAUAUUACAAUUGUAACUGUGCACAUUGGGGGUUAUAUAUAAGACCUGACUGUGGUGUAAAGUUCUAAGAGUGAUGCAAUCACCAUGGGAACUGAUGGAAUGUUCUUACUCUUUCCAUCUGUUUAUUCAGCAACUGCUUGAAAACCUUGACUCAGAAGCUCACAGUGACACUUUUAUAAAUGUCCCCCAAAGAAACUUAAGAUGUUCUACUUGAUGUGUUCAACUAGUUUAAGUAGGGUUUUUAAACUGAGCCUUCAUAUUUGUCUACUACUCUACAGAUGAUGCAAAUUAAGUUAAAUAAAAUUACUCAUUACAGUAAAAUUUAAAUUUAGGUGUUUGUGGUAUUUUUU